This is a messenger RNA of Octodon degus (degu), 948 nucleotides long. Its product is annotated as olfactory receptor 8H1-like. Gene Ontology annotation, cellular component: membrane. The coding region runs from base 1 to 948 and encodes 315 amino acids. Gene Ontology annotation, biological process: sensory perception of smell; G protein-coupled receptor signaling pathway. The record is from RefSeq and is a predicted model, not a curated record. Lineage: Eukaryota; Metazoa; Chordata; Mammalia; Rodentia; Octodontidae. Gene Ontology annotation, molecular function: odorant binding; olfactory receptor activity; G protein-coupled receptor activity. The transcript has a single exon.
AUGAGAAAACAGAACCCCAUAAAUGAGCCUGACUUCAUCCUCCUGGGGCUGGCGGAUUCUGCAGAGACACAGCUGGGCCUCUUCCUGCUCUUCCUCCUCAUCUACCUGGUCACAGUGCUGGGGAACGCAGGGAUGAUCCUGCUCAUCCGCCUGGACCCCCAGCUGCACACGCCCAUGUACUUUUUCCUCACCCAUCUGUCCUUCCUCGACCUCAGCUACUCCAGUGUCAUCACCCCUAGAACCUUACAGGACUUAUUGUCUUCUACCAAAAGCAUCUCAUUCCUGGGCUGCUUCAUGCAGAUGUACUUUUUUAUCAUCUUGGGUGGCACAGAAUGCUUUCUCCUCUCCUGCAUGGCCUACGACCGCUAUGUGGCUAUCUGCAGCCCUCUGCACUAUUCGGUCAUUAUGUCCCCAAGACUGUGCUGGGCUCUGCUUGCGAGCUCCUAUACAAUUUGUUUCAUAGAAUCCAGUGUGAACACGGUUUGUAUGAGCAAACUGAAUUUCUGCAACUCCACGGUCAUCCGUCAUUUUUUCUGUGACACAACCCCAAUUUUAGCCCUGUCUUGCAGUGACACAUAUGAGGCUGAAUUCAUUAUAUUCAUUUUUGCUGGUUCUACCUUAAUAGUGUCCCUUGUCACUAUUUCUGGAUCCUACAUGUCCAUCCUCUCUACUAUCCUGAAAAUUAAUUCUAGUGCUGGAAGAAAAAAAGCCUUCUCCACCUGUGCCUCCCACCUCCUGGGUGUCUCCAUCUUUUACAGCACUAUGAUCUUUACUUAUCUCAAACCAAGGCAGUCCUACUCCCUGGGCAAGGACCAGGUGGCCUCUGUGUUUUACACCAUUGUGAUCCCCAUGCUGAACCCCCUCAUCUACAGCCUCAGGAACAGAGAGGUAAAGAAAGCUAUCUCUAGACUCAUUCAGGAGAGAGAGGGCUGCAAUCAGUUAAAAUAG